Messenger RNA from Eruca vesicaria subsp. sativa (arugula), 1296 nucleotides. The record is from the annotation of a GenBank genome assembly. Lineage: Eukaryota; Viridiplantae; Streptophyta; Magnoliopsida; Brassicales; Brassicaceae.
UGUCAGAUCGUUCUCCCCUACUUGUUGCCCAUCUUGACAAAAUUCUGUUCUGUCAUUUCGUCUUCAAGACCUUCUCUCCUUUUGGUUGGUAAAACUACUUAUACCUCAAACCUCGCCGCCGGUGGAAAAAAACGAUGGAGCCUGCCCUGAGAGCAAACCAAUCAUCGAUUCUUAGCGAAAUCGAACGUAUGCCAGAAGCUCCACGUCAGCGCAUCUCUCAUCAUCGUCGAGCUCGCUCCGACACUUUCUUCUCCGGCGAAUCACUCGACGAUCUCCUCCUUUUCGAUCCUUCCGAUGUUGAUUUCUCUUCUCUCGAUUUCCUCAACGCUCCAACACCUCAACCACAACCACAACCACGACCGUCUCCGAUGUCCGUUGAUUCUCCACCCGAAGAAACCUCAUCCAACAGUGUUCCGCCGAUUCCUCUUCCUCCUGGCCGGCACGUUCGAAGCUUCUCAGUUGAUUCCGAAUCUGAUUUCUUCGACGAUCUAACAGCCACCGAGGAUAAUCAAAUCGCUCGACCUACAAGCUCCGGUGGGAGGAAAGAUGGUCAUCAGCGGAGUAAUUCGAUGGAUGGAGCUACAAGCUCGGGUUCGUUUAACAUAGAUUCGAUUCUUGCCGCCGUUAAUUGCAAAGACGGUGCUAAGAUUAACAUGGGUAUGGCUAGUGACAGACUCGCCGAGCUUGCGUUGCUUGAUCCCAAAAGAGCUAAACGGAUUCUAGCAAAUAGACAAUCUGCGGCGAGGUCAAAAGAGAGGAAGAUUAGGUAUACUGGUGAGCUGGAGAGGAAAGUACAGACACUUCAGAAUGAAGCAACUACACUUUCUGCUCAAGUCACUAUAUUGCAGAGAGGAACAUCAGACCUGACCACUGAAAACAAACACCUCAAAAUGCGGUUGCAAGCAUUAGAGCAACAAGCUGAACUUAGGGAUGCUUUGAAUGAAGCACUGCGGGGAGAACUGAACCGACUCAAGAUAGCCGCUGGAGAAAUUCCUCAAGGGGAUGGAUAUUCAUACACCAAGCGCGGGCAAUUCUCAUCUCAGCAGUCGACAAAUGGGCAGCCAUCGAGCUUCAUGGAUUUCACCAAGAGAGGCUAAGUUCCGAAUCUUAGCUUAGUUACCACUACCGUAUUCUCAUUUGGGAUGCAAAAUUGGAUGUGUGUACAUAAUUAUGAUCUGUGUUAGUAGUUUGAAUGUGCGUCUAUGGAGUGGUAUUUUCAUGUCAAUACACGGUUAUUCUAUUUUGAGAGUAGUAACCACUGUAAUAUUCAGAAAUCUUUAUAGCAAACAUAUUUAC